Anopheles nili is the source of this 4296-nucleotide messenger RNA. RefSeq lists its product as uncharacterized. The record is from RefSeq and is a predicted model, not a curated record. The transcript is spliced from 11 exons. Gene Ontology annotation, cellular component: membrane. Gene Ontology annotation, molecular function: serine-type endopeptidase activity; protein binding. The coding region runs from base 1 to 4296 and encodes 1431 amino acids. NCBI's taxonomy places the organism in Eukaryota, Metazoa, Arthropoda, Insecta, Diptera, Culicidae. Gene Ontology annotation, biological process: proteolysis.
AUGGCGUCGUCAUUCGCUAAUUGCUCUUACGCGCCCGAUCCGAGCUCUGGCGAUCAUCCAUCGAAUCCAUUCAACUACGGCGACCACAGCCUACUAGACGACCGGGAUAAGCGCGGAGUCACACGCGCAUCGAGCCUUGCGCUACCGAACCACUCGCUGUUGAAUCUGCUCGAGCAGAAGCAAAAGCUGUACGAUACGAUCCACCUAACGCCACCACCGAAGGGCAAUGGCACGCGGCGCCACUCGUCCGACUCGUACCCGAUGAUCGAGAACGAGGGUUUUCAGCUACCGCAGCGGCAAAGCAAAAAGUCACACCAACCGCUGGCCGGUUCGCUGGUACCGCCGCCAGUACCCAAGCGCACGUUUCAGGGUAACUUUCCGCGCAAACCACCGGACGCGUUCGAGGUGCAGAAGCGCGCCUCGCUGCUUGCGCUGGACAGCUUCCAGCAGCAGCAAGCGGUUGCGCAACAGCAACAACACCAGGUUCAGCAGCAACUGCAAGCGCAACAGCAGCAAGUGCAGCAGCUUCAGCAGCAACUGCAGCAGCAGCUCCAGCAGCAGCAGCAGCAGCAGCAGCAGCAGCAACAGCAGCAGGCUUACGCGCAGUUCCGCAAGUCCGCGUUUGAGGAUCAACCGUUUGGGUAUUAUCCGGCGCCCAAGAGCGCGAAAAGUGCCGGUUCUGAGGGUGUUGCUGGGACGUGCCACAGUGUAAGCACGUCCAGCUUUGACGAUAUCGCGGAACCGGACGAUUUUGUGCUGUUCAGCAAGAAGAUGGCAUCGAUCGAGUCGAACCGAUCGUCGAGUGAUUCGAACAAAUCGCAAACCACCAUCGACACGGGGUACGUUUCGGCCAACGAAACUGACCGUUCGAUCCUGACCGGGGGUAGCUGUUCAUCGGUGAAGGGUGGUGCGUCCUCAUUCCGCAGCCGGUUCUCGUCCGAGGACACCCAGUCAUCGCUUGACAGCUUCCUAUCGUCUGAGCUGCAUCGCACCGAUACGAUUGAUUCGCUUCCACUGAACGACUCACCGUUCAGUUUGAAAAAGAACGUGUUUAAUUUCGACCUGAAAACGUCUCCGCUUAUCCGUGGCAGCAGCACCGUCUCACCGAACUCGAUCGAUGAGAAGCUGGACAGUUGUUCACCUCGCAGUCUCGAGAGCAAAGGUUCCCGGAAGCUUCCGAAUGUGCCCACGCGUAAGGGAACGUCUGGGGCCAGCGCAACCACCGGUGGGGUUGUAAUGCAACCCAAACUACCCCCACCGGGAGGAUCAACACGCAUGACACCACCUUUGCCACCGUCUCGAUCACAGCAAGCGUUCGAGACACGCAAACUGCAAAAGCUGCAGCAAGCUCAGCAGCAACAAACGCAGCUAAACAACGUCGUUGCUGUGCACAAAACGGCCCUGGAAAGCCUUCAGGAGCUGUACAGUCGUCCGCUUGGCAUCCGGCGUAACAUCCACCGACCACCACCACUGAACGCUCAGCAACAGAUGCUGGGUGCUGGCAAAAGCUCAAUGUUGAGCCAGCGUCAGGACACGAGCGGACUCGCGAACGAUAGCUUUUCCAUUACCUCAAGCUCGGGCUUUCAAAGCAAACCGAUGGAGAGCGCGCUGUUGCAGCAACACACCACUACCAGCAACGCAGGCUCGAAGUUUAACCGUUCGACGAUCCGUGGUAAACCCUCGAUGCCCGACUCAUCACCCGUAGGACACGUUGGAACGUCAGGACAAACCUCCAGCAACCUGAGCACGCUAAUGGGUGCCAGUUCAACGCCACCGGGUGUUGCUCCGUCUGGCCAAACGAAUCUCCCAUCUGGAGCUGGGCUUCACACGACAACCGAUCCCGGUUUGGGUGCGCUGGGAGUUGGCAACAGUACGAUCCGGUCCGUGCCACCGAGGGUUAGCAUGCGGCAGGAUUCGAGCAUAUCGAGCGACAGCUUUAGCCAAACGUCCAGCCCUAGCUAUAACUCGAAGAUCAUGGAAGCGCCGUUGCUCUCGCACGCCGCCAAAAUGCCCAAGGUUUCGAAACCGAUCGCAAAGAAUCUGGACGAAAUCACGAAGGAAUCACCGACGGAAGCGAACGGUACGGCUGCCAUCAUCAAGAGCGCUUCAACGCCGGCCAGCCUGCAGACGAUCGUGCGGCUUUCCAACGGAUCUAACGUCAGCUUGCAGCACAAGAAGUUUCAGAUCCUUAAAGCACGCAAAAACUCCAACCCGUACGUCACGAGCGGUCGGUUAAAGUUCCGGCUCUGCCAGAUCCUGCUGAAUGCCGUCGGUUUGCUGGCCAUUGCCGGUGGAUUGGCGGCUUAUUUUAACGCCUACCCGACGAUAAAGUUCGUCAAUCAAACCAUCACGCGUACGUCCGUUGCGGUGGCAUCACCGGGCAGUACAUCUACCGGUACCGGCGGUGGCAUAUCCUCGAUAUCGUCGUCCUCUUCCGGUGUACCAGCGACGGGAUCGCCAGGACGAACCGCACUGGAUCUGGCCGGUGGUGGUGGUGGUUUCCGUGCAGAUCGAAAUCCGGCACCCGGCGUUUGUCUGCCUGUGAUCGUGAAGUUCUGCCAGCAGCAUCGCGUCCCGUACAAUUACACCGUCUUUCCGAACUACAUUGGACAUUUCGGCCAACCGGAGGCGCAGGGCGAGAUCGAUCUUUUCGAGGCCCUCGUCGAUGUGCGGUGUUACGAGCUUGUUCCACUAUUCUUAUGCUCCCUGUUUGUGCCUAAAUGCGGUAAUUCCGGUACAUCCGUGCCGCCGUGUAAAAGUUUGUGUACUGAAACUAUGCGUCGCUGCAGUUUCUUCUUCGACGUGUUUGGACUCGAGCUGCCGGAGUACCUGCGGUGUUCCAUCUUCAACGAUGCCGUCUCGGAUCAGGAGGAGUGCGUUGGCAUGGCGGAGUACAAGGAGUCGAUCAUACGCUCCCGCCGGCCGAUGGUGUGUUCGGGGUUUCUUUGCGACAAGCGGCGCUGCAUCCCGAACGAUUGGAAGUGUGACGGUCACGUGGACUGUAAGGAUCAAUCGGACGAGGCGAACUGUGACUUCUGUGAGGACGACGCGAUCCACUGUGGUGAGGGACAGUGCGUAAGCCAGAAGCACAUGUGUGAUGGUGUGCAAAACUGCCCGUAUGGGCAAGAUGAACGGAACUGCAUUCGACUGAGUGAGAGAAAUGGCGAUCUGGGCCGGGGCACGCUGGAGGUUUACAAAGCGGACCUAGCCCAGUGGGUGCCGGCGUGCGUUAAAAACUGGGAUCCUGCGACAUCGCCCACCAUGAUCUGCUCGUUGCUGGGGUACAGAUCGGUUAACUCUAGCCGAACGACGAUGCGUGGCUCGAAUCGUACGCUGAUCAGCACCAAGGAUGCGUCCGCGUUGUGGCGGAUGUACCAGAAAAAGGACACCAACCUGAUCAAGGAGUUUAACAGCUGUGACUUUAACUCACGAUACCCGGUAGCUGAGUUGACGUGUUCAAACUUCGAGUGUGGCAAGGUACGGAAUAAAAAGUACUUCAAGGCGACAAAACGCAUCGUCGGUGGGUCGGCAUCGAAACCCGGCGAUUGGCCAUUCAUUGCGGCCAUCCUCGGUGGCCCGGAAGAGGUGUUCUACUGUGCCGGCGUACUGAUCGCCGACCAGUGGGUCCUGACCGCGUCGCACUGCAUCGGCAAUCACACCAUGCGCAACGUUAACGACUGGACGAUUCAGCUCGGUAUUACGCGGCGCCACUCGCACACCUACUACGGCCAGAAGGUGAAGGUCAAAACGGUCAUCCCACACCCGAUGUACAAUCUGCACAUUCCGCACGACAACGACAUCGCGCUGUUUCAGCUCGCCACGCGGGUAGCGUUCCACGAGCAUCUGCUUCCGGUUUGCCUUCCGCCGCCACACAUUCGAGAGCUACCGACUGGCAUCAAUUGCACCGUCGUUGGGUGGGGCAAGCGCGAGGAACGCAACUCUUCACCGAACGGUGCAUCGUACGAACCAACGCUUAACGAAGUUACCGUGCCCAUCGUGAACAGAGAUUUAUGCAUCGAUUGGUUGGAAACGUUCAACGUGACCGAGGGUAUGAUCUGUGCCGGUUAUCAAGAAGGUGGCAGAGAUGCGUGUCAGGGUGACUCCGGUGGUCCAUUGUUGUGUCCUUAUCCGAACGAAAAGGAUCGCUGGUUCGUCGGAGGCAUCGUUUCCUGGGGCGUACGGUGCGCUCAUCCGAAACUUCCCGGAGUUUACGCCAAUGUGCCCAAGUUUAUACCGUGGAUUUUGUCGCAAAUCAACAACCACUCGGUGCUUCAAACCGACACGAUCGGUCGAUAA